Messenger RNA from Clupea harengus (Atlantic herring), 1974 nucleotides. Its product is annotated as stabilizer of axonemal microtubules 2-like. Gene Ontology annotation, molecular function: microtubule binding. The record is from RefSeq and is a predicted model, not a curated record. NCBI's taxonomy places the organism in Eukaryota, Metazoa, Chordata, Actinopteri, Clupeiformes, Clupeidae. The transcript is spliced from 4 exons. The coding region runs from base 309 to 1664 and encodes 451 amino acids. Gene Ontology annotation, cellular component: axonemal microtubule; centriole; sperm flagellum.
AUCUACUUUGUGUGCGGUUUUAAAGGUUUUUUUUAGGCUUUUAAAUGUUUUCCCCUCCGAUGUGGGUGGAACUAAAUGUGUGGUGUUGGAAACGCCUGUCCUUCGCAUUAAGGUCAUGAUUUCAUAAUUUAAGAUGUCAUAAUAGGAAUUCUUAAAUCAAUGACGUCUGAACGGAGUCAUAGUAUUGCACUAAAUCUGAUUAUUGAGAGGUCCUUGACAUUUUCGUUUUGUAAAUUAGAUUAUCAGAUGUUAAAAUGAAAUGACUUUUCAUCUUUUGUGUACACUGGAGUUGGAUAAAGGAAAGUCCAAUGAAGAGCCACUACUCAUGCCAGAUCUGUAACGUUACUUGCGGUGGACACCGUAGUCCCACGGUGCCUAGCGUUUUCCCUGCAUCCUGCUCCACAGAUGCAGUGUGCCACCUCACUGAGUACAGGGACAAGUUCCACCCCCAUGGCACCACUGCCAAACGAAACUCCAAAAAGAUCUGUCCUGAGUAUGAACCUUUGGAGGGGGAAAUGUCAGCAAACAGCACCUUCCAGUCAGACUAUGUUGCUCAUCCAGUACAACAGAGAUCACCCAAACCCAUCAAAGCAUAUACCGCACCAACAGGACCGAUGCUCCUGAAAACCACAUACAUGAAUGACUUCAGAAUGUACCCUGUCCACAAGAACACUGUCCACAAGAACACACAGGUUGAGGAAUACAAGGCACCCACCAGAAAGAUGGAUACCCUGUCUGAAUAUAAUGAUGUAUAUCGUGCCAUGGAACCCCAGCCACAGAAGUCCUACAAGACUAUUGACAACCUUAAAGUGAAUGAGGGGAUACUUGACAUGACCACAACUUCCCAAGUUGCCUACUGCUUAAAGACUGAGCCUAGCACACGUAAGAGCUUCAAACCUGAACAGAAGCUGAAGGAGUCUGCCCUUCCAUUUGAGGGCAAAAGUGUCUAUCGCCAGAUGUACAUCCCACACCCGGUUCAAAGGGAGUCCCGAAAGCCAAAGAUCCCCUACAGACCCAGCAGUGCCCCGUUCCAAGCCAUUUCUACCCAUCAACAAGACUACAAGGGUGACAGAUCCUCAGCUGUUCAGUCCUGCAAAGUCAAGGCCACUUGGGAGCCCAGGUCGACGCCUUUUGAAGGGGAAAGUGAGUUUCAGGAUAAAUUCCAGGCGUGGCCCGUCAGACCUGCCACCAGUGCUCGCAAAGCAGCACAGUACUCCCAACCAGAGGGCGACGUAGAGCUCACAUCCCUGGCUCACAAUGACUUCAGGGGAGCUCCAGGCUGUCCAGCAAUAUCAGCACGACCAAUUAUUAAAGCCUGGAGCAAGGGGAAGCCCUUUGAGGCUCGCUCCACAACACAAGACCAUUUCAGGGCCUGGGAGGGAGCAAAGAGAAGCAAGUCCAUGAAGUCUACACCCACACGUCUACCUUUGUCUUCCUUUGAGGGCACCACCACCUUCCGUGCAGAAUUCACACCAAAGAAAGCAGAGCACAUCACUAGUUUUAAGCCAGUCCAGAGGAUCCUGAGCCAGGGUGCUAUGGAGUCUGAAACAAUCUACCGCAGCACCUUUAAGAAGUAUGAGGUCCACCCUUGCCCUGCAUGUUUGAGUCACCGGUCAGAGGGCCAAGUUUUGUCUUUGGGUAAGAAUGGGUACAUCCGGUGCUAAAAUGUCUCACCAGAAGAAUCCAAGGUCAUCUCUCAUCCAUCAGCUGCCAGUGUUGCUAAAUCCUGCCACCCCAGUCCGAUCUGCUGGUCUGUACAGGCAAAAUAAUUAAUAGAUGCAAUAUGAGAAAAUCCUGUUUAAAUGCCUCAUUGACUUUGUGUGGCUUUGAGACUAUGUUUCUUUCACUGCAAAUAAAUCUAUAUAAAAUGCAGGCAUUGAUUCUGUGCUGUAUUUAAUAGCCUCCAAAAAGAGGUUGCUGUGCUAACAAUUCCAAAUCACUGCUUGUUUAUUAAUACAAUGCUGAUGAUAUUUU